AGUAAUCAGUUGACAAUCAAGCAGUUUAGUCAUCAUGAAGACAUUUGUGUUAAUUUUUACACUGUCACUUAUUUGUGGAUCAAUGUCAGAUGACACAGGACCUUUUGGCAAAGCCUUUGAAGAUUUAACAAAAUCCAUCAAGUUAGUCAGUCAUUCCAUAUCAUAUGACAAAUACAUCAACAAAAUUGUCUUAGACUGUACCGAAAAGUCAUUGAACCUUACUCAAAAUGACGACACAAUAAUCAGUGAAAGGCAGGCUAUGAUAUUAGCUAUAGCAGCUUACGUCGAGUGUCUACAAACAAAUGAAAACGAACCUUUGGGCAUUGGUGGAAUGAUCAAUUCAGAUAAAGACGAACUGUCAGGCUUCCAUUCUGAAACCAUUCAGGACAUUGAGCCGACUUAUCCAGGGUUUUUUUGGAGAUUGGAAGGAGGAAUAGGUGGAAGAUUGGAUGACAGAGAAAAAUUUGGCGGAUUAUCAAAAAUUAAAAUAAUAAGUUAAUUUUUUCAAACUAACAUGAUUUUUAAAAUUUC
Messenger RNA from Chironomus riparius, 531 nucleotides. The record is from the annotation of a GenBank genome assembly. NCBI's taxonomy places the organism in Eukaryota, Metazoa, Arthropoda, Insecta, Diptera, Chironomidae.